Scheffersomyces coipomensis is the source of this 3489-nucleotide messenger RNA. It is a transcript of the gene ZCF29, whose product is annotated as Zcf29p. Bases 1 to 3489 code for a protein of 1162 amino acids. Gene Ontology annotation, cellular component: nucleus. Gene Ontology annotation, molecular function: zinc ion binding; DNA-binding transcription factor activity, RNA polymerase II-specific; RNA polymerase II cis-regulatory region sequence-specific DNA binding. The record is from RefSeq and is a predicted model, not a curated record. The transcript is spliced from 2 exons. Lineage: Eukaryota; Fungi; Ascomycota; Pichiomycetes; Serinales; Debaryomycetaceae. Gene Ontology annotation, biological process: positive regulation of transcription by RNA polymerase II; DNA-templated transcription.
AUGUCAUCAAAAGACAUAAAUACAUUUUUAGAAAAAGGUUGUCCUGUAGUAGAUGUCUCUACAGCAGCUGAAAUAACUCAAGGCUCAACUUCUCCUGAUUUAUCAUUAUCAGCUUCUUCAACUUCAAAUAGUCUACUAUCCAAUAAUUCUUCUAAUUCUUCCAAUAUUAAUACUAAAAAAAGAAAUAGAGCUACUAAAGUUUGUGAUUUUUGUAAACGAAGGAAAGUUAAAUGUGAUUUAGGUAAUCCUUGUUCAACUUGUGUCAAAUAUGGUAAUAAAUUAUGUCGUUAUGUUGAACAAGGUCAAUUUCCUCAAGAAUCAAAUGAUAAUCCUCGUAAUAUUGCUUAUCAAUCAACCAAUCCUCAAAAUAGAUCAACUUAUGCUAAUCCUGGUUCAACUUUAUUAUAUAAUGAUCAAAAUGGUAAUGGUAUAAGUCAAUCAGCUGAAUUACAAGUUCAAGAUCAAUUAUUUCAAUUAAAAGAAAAACUUCGAUCUUUAGAAGAAUCAGUUCAAGCUAGAAGAGUUAAAGUUGAUUUUGGUGAUAAUCAUAAUAGUUCUUCAUCAACAAAUAAUAAUUCCCCUCCUUUAAAUCAUAAUUCUCAUUCUGCUUUAAUUCAACCUGGUGUUGGUUAUGCAAAUUUAGUUGGGUUAAAUCCUGUCGGAGCUGAAAGUGAUACUAUUAAUUUCUUUGAAGGUUAUACUUCAGUAUUAGUUAAAGAUGAUGUUCGUCGUCGUAAUUAUGGUCCAUUAUCUUGGAUUGCUCUUAUAAAAGUUGAUUCAAUAGGAUCAAAAUUAUGGACUUAUCUUCAUAUUUUAAAAAGUGGUAAAGCUUUAAAAACUUCAUAUUUUAGAAAUUUAAAACCUUCAGUUGCAGAACGAGGAUUUAGAGAAAAAGCUUCUAUUGAAGAAGGUUAUCAAGAUAUAAAACCUUAUGAUGCAACUUCAGAAGAUGCACCUCCUUUAUCUCCAUCAAUGUGUCAUGCAACUUCUGAAGCUGAUAUGGAACAUACUAAAAAUCAUUUAAAAAGAGAUUUUGAUCGUAGUACCAUUAUUCCUGAUACUUCCCCUUCAACUUCAAUUCCAACUAUAAAUAAUAUUAGAAGAACUCCAAUGCCACCUCCAACUCCUCAACAAUAUAGUUCAGAACAAGUUAAAAAUUAUCGUCAAACUUUAAAUGAAAAAGCUAUGAGUUUUGGUAUUGCAUUUUAUGAAGGUGGUUUAUCGGAAGAAUUAGCUAUUGCUGAAAAAAUUGAAUUAGUAUUACCAAAACAAAAAGCUAUUUGGUUAUUAUAUAAACGAUAUUUCAGUCAUUUAUAUAGUGCAAUUCCAUUAAUUGAUGAAGUUGUUUUUAAAGAACGAGUUCAAAAAUUAAUUGGAAUUGAACGUACAGAUGGUGAUGAAAAUGCAAAAGUUAAAGUUAAAGUUAAUAAAAAAAUGGAUUUUGCAACUUUAGGUUUAUUAUUAAUUGUUUUAAGAUUAAGUUAUUUAACUUUAUUUACUAAUGUGGCAUCUAUAAAUGAAGCCAAUAUUCAAUCAAAAGAUCCAUCUCCAAGAGCUCAAGAAGUUAAAUAUUUAUUAAAUAAUCCUGUUAAUAUUGAUUGUAUUGAUAUGGCUCAAACUUGUUUAAAUCAAUUCAAUUUAACAAGAAGUAUUAAUAUGGAAAUCAUGCAAUUGGCAGUAUAUACUCGUAUUUAUCAUUGUUAUGCUCCUGAAGAUGGUGAUGGAACUGAUGGUGGUGAUGCCUUAGUAUUCAAUGCUAUGUUAAUUCAAAUGGCUAUAUCAUUAGGAUUAAAUCGUGAUCCCGAUAAUUUUCAUGAUCAAUGUAAUGAUGAAAAAAUUAAUAAUUUAGGUAGAAAAAUUUGGUAUUAUAUUCUUGUAUUUGAUGUUAAUAAUGCUAUGGCAGUUGGUACUCCAUUAAGUAUUGAUAAUAAUAGUUUUGAUACUAAACCUCCUUAUUAUAUACCUGGAAAUGAAAAUAUUAUUGAUGUUGAUGUGGAAAAAUCAACGGUGAGUAAUUUUGCUAAAUUUGAUAAUGUUUUUGCUCCAUUAAGUGAAGUUAUGAAAAUGAUUACCAAUGUUAAAGAAAAAGUUAAAUUAACUGAUUUAAUGGAAAAAUUAGAUUAUAUGGAAAAGAGAUUUGUUCAUGAAACUGAAUCAUUAACAGAAUCAUUAUUUUCCAGUAUUAAUUUAUCUCAAGUUGAAAUUAAUAAACAAACUAUUAAAAUGAAAAUUCAUUUCACAUCUAAUUUCUUUAUGGUUUCAAUAUUUUUUCAUAUUUUUAAUUAUUAUGAAAGAAAAGGGAAUUAUAAUUUAGCUUAUUUUUAUCUUAAAAAGAUAUUUGUUAUAACAAUUCAUGAUUUAAUGCCAUUUUAUUUUGAAUUUUUAGAUCGAAGUGAAGCAAUAUUUCAAAAUUCAACUGAUUUAACUAUAACUCCUGCAUUUGAACUGGUAACUCAUAAAUCAACCAUUGUUUUAUUUUCUGUCAUGACAAGAAUUAGAAUUAUUAUUGUUGAUUUAGAACAUCAUUAUGAACAUCAAUCAAAAUUGAAUAAAGAUAUCAAAUAUAAAAUUUAUUAUGAAUUAUUAAAAAGAGUUUAUUCAUUGAUUGAAAAAUGUGUUAAUGUGUUUAGAGAAAGUAUUGCUAGAUUAAGUCAUCGUUAUUAUUAUGCUUGGAGAAUUACAAAAGCUCAAAACUUUUUAACUAUGUUAUUAUCAUCUGAUGAUACUAUUAAACAAUUCAAACCAGCUGGAUCUCAAAAUACAAUUGAAUUUACUAGUGCUAUGUUAGAAGAAAUAGCAAGUAUUUUAGAAAGUGCAUUGUUUAGAGUUAAAGAACAUAAAAAGGCUCAAAAAUCUACUACUACAGCUAAUAAUUUUUCAUUUAAACCUCCUACUAAAAGUGAAUCUAUUAUUAAUGGUAAUGUCAAUACUACUACAUUUGGUGAACAACCACCAUAUGGAACCACUACCACUGAUUCUGAAAGUCGUAAUUCAAUGGAUUAUUCUGAUUCAAGUAAAAUUAGAGGUCCACCUUCUGCUACAUCAGUAGGAUCAACUUCUUCACUUGAUAAUAUUGAAGAAUUUAUGCCAAGUGAUAAAGUUGAUCAAAUUUGGCUUCAAAUGAUGUCUAUGAAGAAUUUUACUGAUAAUACUAAAAAUAAUCCAAAUCAAGAUUUUUCCCAAUAUAAUAAUAAUAAUAAUAAUUUUGAUAAUAAUUAUAAUAGUAGUAAUUAUUAUGCAGGUGAAUCAAAUGAUUCUAGUAAGGUUAAUUCAACCAAUUCAAAUUAUAAUAAUAAUAAUAAUGAUGCUAAUGGUAAUCUUUCCAACAAUACUAAUACUAUAACAGGUAUGCCAGCCAGUGCAUUUGAUGCAUUCACUCCAGGUUAUAAUAACAUGCUGUCAUUAGAUGGAAUAUUCCCCUCUGUUGAAGAUUUUGUUUUCCCUGGUACUAAUCUACCAUUAGAAGAGUUAUUUAAAAGUUAUGAUUGA